This is a messenger RNA of Chlorella variabilis, 1368 nucleotides long. RefSeq lists its product as hypothetical. NCBI's taxonomy places the organism in Eukaryota, Viridiplantae, Chlorophyta, Trebouxiophyceae, Chlorellales, Chlorellaceae. The transcript is spliced from 6 exons. The record is from RefSeq and is a predicted model, not a curated record. The coding region runs from base 1 to 1368 and encodes 455 amino acids.
AUGCUGGCGACCGCCGCCAACGCAGCGGUGGCCUGUCUACCGCCAGCAGCAGCGGCGGCUGCGUGGCGGCCGCGCCGGCACGUCGACAACCGCCUGCAGCAGAAGUACCGGAGCGUGGAGAGCGCUGCCCAGGCGGCUGCACGCAAGGCGGCAGCCAAGGCGGCGCAGAUAGCGCAGCAGGCGCAGCAGGCGCAGCCCCCGGCGGGCGCAGGCGAGGUGCAGCGCUGGAUGGACUCGGCGCAGCGCAGCGCGCAGCGCUGGUGGGAGGGUCAGCCCGCGUACUCUGUUGGCGUGUCCAACCGACAGCAGGCCUACAGCAGCGGCGCCCCGCCCUCACCCUCCGCCUUUGGCUGGGUGCCGCUGGCGCUGGCGGCCAGCGUCGCCUUCAUCCUCAUGUUUGGCCGCCGCAUCCGGCUGCCCUGGGGCGGCGGGCGCCGCGGCGCGGGCGGCCGCUGGGUGAUGGACCGCUCGCUGGGUGGAAAGAUGAUCUUCAUUCCUGAUGCAGACCCCACGCCCGCCAGCGCCGCCGCAGCCAAGCAGCCGCGGCCGCUGUGGGGAGACGACGCGGCAGGCAGCGGCGCUGCCGCUGCGGCGACGGCGGCAGCGGAUGCGGGGCCGUGGGGCGCUGCGCCGCCGGCGCCGGCGGCCGUGCCAGCGGAGCCGGACUGGUGGCAGCAGGCGCCCCGCUUCCUGGUCUAUGCCACCGCUGAGCGCAAGCAGGAGCUGCAGCGGCAGGCGCGGGCGGUGCUGCGGCAGCUGGAGGACGCCAAGCUGCUGCAGGGCCUGGACUAUCCGCUGAGCGGCCUAGUCAGCCUGCGCACGCUGUGCCAGGAGGCGGGCGGGUACCAGGUCAAGCCGCGCACAGAGUCGGGGCGGGAUGCCAUGCUGCGUGCGGGCGUCAAGGCCGCCAUCUCGGCCGGGCAGGAGGGCCUCUUCUCCAUGCUUGGGGGAGACCACCCCGCCAAGUUUGUGUGUGGGCUGGCGCACGACCUGGGGGUCCCCGACAGGCGCGCCGUCACCAUUGUGCACGCCGAGGUGGCCUCCACGUGCCGCUCCGCGCUGAUUGAUGCCGAGGCGGCGUACCGCUCGUCCAACCAGUCCGACAUACUGCUGGCCCUCAUCCGCCUGGCGGGCGCGCUGCAGACCUUCCCGCUGCCGCGCGGCAGCGCCGAGGCGGAGCUGGUGGCGGCGGGCAUUGCCAAGCAGACCAGCGUGGAGUUCAGGAAAAGCAUCUUCUUUGAGUUUGGGGCGGUGAGCCCCGACCUGGCGGCGCUGGCUGCCGAGCUGCUGGGGUUCAACCCAGACCUCGUCAUGCCCGUGCUGCGGCAGCGGCAGGCGGCGGCGGCGGCGCAGCAGCAGAAAGUGUGA